Messenger RNA from Desarmillaria tabescens, 1871 nucleotides. RefSeq names its product transmembrane amino acid transporter protein-domain-containing protein. Lineage: Eukaryota; Fungi; Basidiomycota; Agaricomycetes; Agaricales; Physalacriaceae. Gene Ontology annotation, biological process: amino acid transmembrane transport; proline transport. Bases 201 to 1799 code for a protein of 532 amino acids. The record is from RefSeq and is a predicted model, not a curated record. Gene Ontology annotation, molecular function: L-glutamine transmembrane transporter activity. Gene Ontology annotation, cellular component: fungal-type vacuole membrane. The transcript is spliced from 11 exons.
CGAUGUAUGUCACUCAACAAUCGCGUCAUCCUGGCCGAUGAGGGAUUUUUGGUGCGCCGAGGACUGCAUCUACCUAAGAAGGGUCACGAGGAAUGCGAGGUGGAUAGGCUUCGUGGGACACUUGCGUCUGAAGUACCCUUCUGGGUUUACCUUUGGAGCCAUAUAUAAGGAUGCCAUGAGACACCCGUUCCGAGCCCAUCAUGUCCAUUGACAGUUUGAGCGACUUUAUCGUUGACUUUCCACGGAGUAUAAUGGACCAAAUAGAAUCCUAUCAAAACUCUCAGAUUUUUGUAACGGACGACGGUCUUCCAUCUGUAACCAACCUUUCUACCUCCUUGUAUGAAAGAGAAAUUGUAUCAGUCGCAAGCAGGGACUUUCAACACUCGCAGCAUACCACAGACCAGCAACGAAGACUUUCUGGAGGGUUCUACCAAGAUGCCCUCCCCUCCCCUAGAACGUUUCCAGGCCCUGUUACUCCGACGGCAAAAAUAAACGACCGAACGCCUCUCUUACGCCCAGCGGGAUUUUCGCCUGACAUCGACCACCAAGUUCCGCUUCCAAGAUACUUUCUUUCUGGAUCCUAUGACACACCUACCGUGUCGUCUGAUGCGUCGAUCGCAUCUCUCGAUCUCGGAGGGAAAAGCAGUUUUGGGCAAACCCUAUUUAAUUCCAUCGCAGUCUUGCUGGGAGUAGGAAUGCUAGCCCAGCCUCUGGCGUUUGCUUAUGCAGGAUGGGUGGCGGGAACCAUUCUCCUUGUUUCAUUCGGUUUCAUAAGUUGCUACACUGCCAAAAUUCUGGCCCGCAUCAUUCGCUCUGAGCCCCAUUUGAAGCUCUACACGGACAUCGGACGAAGAGCGUUUGGUACACGUUCGACACUGGUUAUUAGCAUCGCAUUCUUCCUUGAACUUUUUUUGUUAAGUGUGCUGUUGGUAACGCUUUACGCGGAUUCCUUGGAGUCAUUGAUUCCGGCGUAUUCUUCCGUUACCUACAAACUCUUGGCUCUAGUGAUAUUAAUACCCACUCUGUUCUUUCCGCUAUCCGCCCUUUCGUAUACAUCAAUACUGGGCAUUGUUUCAUUACUUUUGAUCCUUGUGGUUGUAUUCAUCGAUGGUGUUUCGAAGUCUGAUGCACCUGGAAGCCUGUGGUCGCCGGCUGAGACGUUCCCAGGUAUCGAUGGCUGGAGUCAUCUCGGAAAAGCAUUUGGGUUAUUCAUGGCAGGGUUUGCAGGACACGGGGUCCUACCCUCUCUCGUGCACGACAUGGAGGACCCUUCUCAAUUUGAUACCAUGGCGAACUGGGCAUUUUUCUUUUCGACCUUCAUUUACUUAUUGAUUGGUGGCGCCGGAUAUCUCAUGUUUGGAACGUCCGUCAGCGAGGAGGUCAGUAGAGAUCUUCUCUUGACUUCCGGCUAUAAUGCCGUAUUAAACAAGAUUUGCCUGUGGAUGCUUGUGGUUAGCCCGCUAUCUAAAUUCGCCUUGGUCGUACAGCCCCUCAACGCGACAAUUGAAAAGUUGUUCAAAUCACAAAACAAACCAACAUGUCAGAAUCUACACCAGCGACUUUUGGACAUCGCCCAACGUCUAUCGAUUACUCUCCUGACUGUUGCCGUCUCCAUCAUAGUGCCUGACUUUGGACGGGUCACUGAAUUGAUGGGAUCCUUCUCUGCCUUCUUAAUUGUUGUGAUAUGCCCCAUUGGCGCAAAAAUGGCCAUUACACGCACAUGUGGCUUCUUUGAUAUUUUCGUACUAGGCGUGUCGGUUCUGAUGGGAACAUGGGGGACAAUCACUGCAUUUCUGUGAUAUCUACCUACUCAUUGCGUGCAUUUUGGCCCGAGAUUCUACUAGUUUGUGUUAAAAGUCCAUUUCCGUUCC